This is a messenger RNA of Iphiclides podalirius (scarce swallowtail), 2976 nucleotides long. Lineage: Eukaryota; Metazoa; Arthropoda; Insecta; Lepidoptera; Papilionidae. The record is from the annotation of a GenBank genome assembly.
AUGUCUAGUGCUGAAGUCGCCGAUAAUUCCGUUGACCCCCCGGCGAAAAAGCGGAAGCUAAAUACAGGAGAGACCCGUUGCAAAUCUGCAGCAAUGGCGAACAAUGGAGCGCGUGUGGAAGAUGAAAUCGAUGAAAGUCUAUAUUCCAGACAGCUUUACGUACUGGGACACGAUGCUAUGCGUAGAAUGGCUAGCUCCGAUGUCUUGAUAUCUGGUCUAGGUGGUCUCGGCGUGGAAGUUGCAAAAAACGUGAUUCUUGGAGGUGUCAAGUCUGUCACUCUUCAUGAUGAUAGAAAUUGUACCAUUGCAGAUUUAUCGUCCCAAUUUUAUUUGUCUGAAAGUACCAUAGGUCAGAACAGAGCUGUUGCCUCAUGUGAACAACUUGCUGAAUUAAAUCAUUAUGUACCAACUACAGCUUAUACCGGACCUUUAACCGAAGAAUUCUUGAAAAAGUUCCGUGUCGUGGUGCUCACUCAAGCCUCCUGGGCGGAACAACAGCGCGUGGCUGCCAUCACACAUGCUAACAACAUUGCCUUGGUCAUUGCUGAUACCAGGGGGUUGUUCUCACAAGUUUUCUGCGAUUUUGGUCCAGAAUUUACAGUCUUAGAUGUAACUGGUGAAAACCCUGCAUCUGCUAUGGUGGCUGUUAUCACUCAUGAGUAUGAAGCAGUUGUUACUUGUUUGGAUGACACUCGCCAUGGUCUGGAAGACGGUGACUAUGUUACGUUUAGCGAGGUACAGGGAAUGACCGAGUUGAACGGUUGUGAACCGCGCAAAAUCAAAGUGCUCGGGCCAUACACCUUCAGCAUUGGAGAUACGACCAACUUCUCGAAGUAUGAACGCGGCGGCAUCGUCACUCAGGUGAAGAUGCCCAAGAAGAUCAGCUUCAAGCCCCUGAAGGAGUCCAUCAGAGAUCCAGACUUCUUGAUUGCCGAUUUUGGGAAGUUCGACUACCCCCAACAGCUGCACAUCGCUUUCGCCGCCUCCAUAAGUUCAAGGACACUGAAGGAUCAGGAUAUUUGCAAAGACGGAGAGCUCGAGCUCAACACAGAGCUUCUGGAUACAUUUUGCAAAGUGUCCUCGGGCGAUUUGAACCCAAUGAACGCGGCGAUCGGCGGCGUGGUGGCGCAGGAGGUGAUGAAGGCGUGCUCGGGCAAGUUCCACCCCAUAGUGCAGUGGCUGUACCUGGACGCGAUCGAGUGCCUGCCCAAGGAUCGAUCCGCGCUCACCGAGGAGGCGUGCAGGCCCACCGGCACCCGCUACGACGGCCAGGUGGCGGUCUUCGGCAGCCACUUCCAGAAGAGGCUCGGCGAGCUCAAAUACUUCAUCGUCGGUGCCGGCGCCAUCGGCUGCGAGCUGCUGAAGAACUUCGCGAUGAUCGGCGUCGGGGCCGACGGCGGCCGCGUCACCGUCACCGACAUGGACCUCAUCGAGAAGUCCAACCUGAACCGCCAAUUCCUCUUCCGGCCCUACGACGUCCAGAAGCCAAAGUCCAGCACCGCGGCCAAGGCGAUCAAGAAAAUGAAUCCCUCGAUGAACGUGGUGGCCCACGAGAACCGUGUCUGCCCUGAGACGGAGUGCGUGUACCACGACCAGUUCUUCGAGGAGCUGGACGGCGUAGCCAACGCCCUGGACAACGUGGACGCCAGAAUCUACAUGGACCGUCGCUGCGUUUACUACAGGAAGCCUCUGCUGGAGAGCGGCACACUUGGUACCAAGGGAAACACUCAGGUGGUGGUGCCGUUCCUGACGGAGUCGUACAGCUCGUCGCAGGACCCGCCCGAGAAGAGCAUCCCCAUCUGCACGCUGAAGAACUUCCCCAACGCGAUCGAGCACACGCUGCAGUGGGCGCGCGACGAGUUCGAGGGGCUGUUCCGGCAGGCGGCCGAGCACGCGGCGCAGUACGUCAGCGACCCCCACUUCCUGGAGCGCACCAUCAAGCUGCCCGGCAGCCAGCCGCUGGACGCCAUCGAGAGCGUUAGGAACGCCAUAAACGAGCGUCCGCUCAGCUUCGAGGACUGCGUGACGUGGGCCAGGCUUCACUGGGAGGCGCAGUACUCCAACCAGAUUAAGCAGCUCCUCUUCAACUUCCCCCCGGACAAGCCCUCCGCCAGCAAGGCGCCCUUCUGGUCGGGCCCCAAGCGCUGCCCCUCACCCUUGACCUUCGACACAGAGGAUGAGCUGCACCUGGACUACGUUGUGGCCGCUGCCAAUCUCAGGGCCCAAGUGUACGGUAUCCCCACGUGUGUGGACAGAGAGGCGAUCGCCAAAAUGGCCGCUAGCGUUGAGGUGCCCGAAUUCAAACCGCGCCGCGGCGUCAAGAUCGCCGUGACCGACACGCACUACAUCGCCCAGAACAACGACCAGAUGGACCAGGACAAGGUGAAGAACAUAAUCGCCGAGCUGCCGCCGCCCAGCUCGCUCGGCAACCUCAAGAUCACGCCCCUCGAGUUCGAGAAGGACGACGACACCAACUUCCACAUGGACUUCAUCGUCGCCGCGUCCAACCUGCGCGCGGCCAACUACAAGAUCCCGCCCGCGGACCGGCUGCGCUCCAAGCUCAUCGCCGGCAAGAUCAUCCCCGCCAUCGCCACCACCACCUCCGUGGUGGCGGGGCUCGUCUGCCUCGAGCUGUACAAGCUCGCGCAGGGCUUCAACACCCUGGACGUGUUCAAGAACGGCUUCGUCAACCUGGCGCUGCCGUUCUUCGGCUUCUCGGAGCCGAUCGCGGCGCCCACGAACACUUACCUACGACAAGAAGUGGACCCUGUGGGACCGGGCGUCUGCAUGCUCUACUCGUUCUUCAUGCUGAAGGCGAAGAAGCAGGAGCGGCUGAGCCUGCCCAUGUCGGAGGUGGUGACCGCCGUCUCGAAGAAGAAGCUCGAGCCGCACGUGAAGGCGCUGGUGUUCGAGCUGUGCUGCAACGACGAGGACGACAACGACGUGGAGGUGCCCUACGUGAAGUACACGCUGCCC